This is a messenger RNA of Nasonia vitripennis (jewel wasp), 6392 nucleotides long. RefSeq lists its product as uncharacterized. NCBI's taxonomy places the organism in Eukaryota, Metazoa, Arthropoda, Insecta, Hymenoptera, Pteromalidae. The record is from RefSeq and is a predicted model, not a curated record. The transcript is spliced from 4 exons. The coding region runs from base 1094 to 3619 and encodes 841 amino acids.
CGGAGCAGCAACUCGGCAGUCGGCACUCGACGCCCGCAACGUUACGGCCCCUCGCGCAUACUCAAGCUCCGAAGAGCCGCGUGCUCCGAUUUUUUUCCCCUCGGAUCGUCGCCCAAAAGUCAGGAUUCAAUUUAAAAAAUAAAGGAAAAACAGUGCCUACCAGUGUCCGGGGUGUGUGUGCGUGCGUAAAGUGGAUUGUUUUCUACCGGGAAUAAGGCGCCUCGAUCGUACGGAGGCAUAGAUCGAAGAAUCGCGAUCUCGAUCGCCAGCUCGCUCUCCUUUCCUAGAUCCCGGGGGGCGAGCGUCGCUGUAUACACAACACGCGCGCAUAUACUGUCUUUCUGCUACAACAGUGCAAAUCUGUAUACGACAGCCGUAGUGUGUGAUACCGAGCGUAUAUAACGCGUGCCGAAAAACCGCGCAAGAGAGGUAGAGGUGAAAGUGCGAGUGCCGAAUAGGAAUUCUUUUUAGUCGGAAGAAGAAAAGAAGCGGAGGAGGAGAGAAAGUUUCGCACUGCGCGCGCCGGAUUUCAAAAUUCCCGCGCGCGCGCGCGCGCAUCUGCCAAUUUGUAGAGUUGUGAUAAUAUAAGCUAUAGAGAGAGCUGUGUGUACACGUACACGAUGUAAGUACUGUGUGUCGGUGCGAUAGACGAGUCGGCGGUGAUAAUAGAUACACAGGAGAGAGAGGGAGAGAGAGAGAGAGAGAACUGGAUAGGAGUUUGACGUUUCUGCAGCGCCGCCGGGGACAAGAGCUCGGUGUGUCUGUACACAGUGGGCCGUUGGCUCUCCGGAUACCGUGGGAUUUGCGAGUCGCUGCGCUGUACAGUGAGGAUAUCACCAUCGAGACGCUGCUGCCCGACUCGGAUUGUCAGUGAUUCCAAUGGUGAGUGCACGCGUCGAUCGACUUUCGUCCGGUGAAUAUUAUUCCGAGAGCGACGCUUUUACAGACGCAACAAGUGCAUCAGCAUCAGUGAUGCAGCAGUCGUCGAAGGACAGGUGACGCGCGAGAGGCAACCUCGAGACCAGGAACACACGAAGCACCUUGACAAGCCCGUGAAGACAGCAGGAUAACCCGAAGCUCUCCGCAUCCCAGGAUGUCGUGCAAGAGGUCGUCGAUCCUCAGCCUCGCGAUCUUCCUGAUCGCUCUGUCGACCGGCUUCUGCAGGUCCACCGCUGAUGGGUUCGGCUCAGCCUCCGACGCUUUCUCAUCCUCGCAGCCGAGGAAGACGCUAGACCAGGAGAUCGGUUCGCCCUCGGAGCUGGCCUGGCAGGCCUGGCUCCUGGUGGAGAACAAGCACGGCGGCCAGUCGCCCCUGGACUCGUCCAACAUCCUUCGCAGGAUCACGCCGAAGAGCAUCUUCAUAGCUCCCGAGUUGGUCGCCUGUCCCAGCGGUUACUCGUCCGACGGCAAGGGGGUCUGCAAGCCGGACCCCAUCAAGAUCGACGAGGACGCGCAGCGCCAGUUCUUCCUCAAGCGACUGAACGCCCUCUACGGCAAGUUCGGCAACAACAGGAAGAAGCCCGAGGCGCAGGGACCGCUGCAGAUCAACAUACCGAUCUCCCUGCCCCCGAAACCGGAGCCCCAGCCCCAGCCACCGCAGCAGCCGGAACAGAAGCCGCCGGUGGUCACGGAAAAUCGGCUGGCCAUACCGGUCGUAAUAUCGCAGCAGCCACCGGUGCGGGAGAACCAGGAGGCCGUGGCCGUGGUCGUGUACAAGGUGGCCAACGACACGAAGAAGCCCGACGAGGAGAAACCCAGCACCACCGCCUUCUUCCUCGGGUACUCCAAUUCCUCGGAUCCCAAGAAGGACCCUGCGCAGACCGGCCAGGUGGUCCAGGUGGCCGAGAUCGUCGACGACAUGAACGAGACCUUCUCCGGCGUGGUCGACUACAAGAUACCGAUCAGCCUCAAACCGAUCUUCAACCGAUCGGACGACGAGGCGAAGACGACCGGCGACGCUGGCCUGGACGAUCGUCAGACGGAGAAGAAGGUCGAGGGGCAGGAUUCCUCGGAGGACUCGUCCCCCACAGUGGUGUUGCUCCUGUCCCCGACCAAGCAGCCCGGCGUCAGGUCGACCACCGAGAGGGAGAUGGAAACCGAGGCUACGGACGACGACCGGGAGUCCGAGACCGCCGCGACGGUCCAGACGACGGAUGACGACCGGCGAACCGACACGACGAUACAGACCGUCGCUCCCCUGGACGGAAGCAGCACUUUGAGAAGCACCAGCACCGAGAGGAGCUUCGCGCAGGACGACGAGACGGUUUACGCCGACGAGGAGAGCCAGACCCAGGACUCCGAGGACCACGAGGACUACGACGACACGACGGCCGAGGACGAGUUCGCCGAAGGCGAGGACGAGCUGCUCAAGCCCGGCGAGGCUGGCAUGAUGAUUCCGAGCAAGAACCAGGAGCUGGUCAGGUCCAAGACGCAGAAGCAUCAGCCUUCGACGCUGCCGGAUGAACCCGCGUCGACGACCUUCGUUGACGCCACCACGAUCACGACCUUCCCCACGGACUCGUUCGAGAGCACCUUCAAGACCGGCGCGACCGAGGAGCUGCCCAGCACCCACACGACCGAGAUCCCCACCACGAUCGUCACCACCACCGAGUCCAGUGUCAGGGAGACUACGCUGUACGUCACCACUCCGCUGAGGGUCAAGAUACCGAUCAAGACCACGCAGCCCACGCCGGCGCCCGCGACGACCAUCAGCGACGAGAUCAGGGUCGACGAGACCCUCGAGACCGAGAGGGACCUGGUGACCGAGCCGGAGGUGAUCUUCUCGACGCAGCAGAACAACUACGGCCGCAAGCGACCGAUGCACCCUAUCCGAGUGGCCGAGACGCAGGCCUACACCUCGGGACUCUUCGAGGAGCCGAUUACGCGAACGGAGCUGCCCCCGGUGACGGUCGACUUCCACCGGCGGCAGAAGCCCACGAUGACCGUGAACAACGAGCCGAUCCUCUUCAAGAACGACGGCGACAUCCCGUCAGACUUCAAGGACCAGAUGGCCGAGUCCUCCAAGCCGUCCGCCCAGGACUUCAAGCGGGUAAUUCCCAGCUUCGGCAGCGGCAACGACGAGCCGUCGUCAUCGACCUACGUGAGGUUCCCGGAACAGACCCCCGCGUCCAGAUCCCAGUUCGGCUACGUGAGGUUCCCCUCGGACGACGUCAACAGCAUCCACAGUCCCGAGGGCUACAAGGACCACCUGCUCUCGCCGUACCGAUCUCGCGACGGCGACUACUCGGCGACGAGCACCAAGUCCAGCGUCCCGGCCCGGCAGAAGUCACCCUCGACGAACUGGCGUCUGCCGCCCCCGGGUGUCCGGAUGGACCGCCAGCAGCAGCAGCAGCAGCAGCAGCGCCAGCAGAAGCAGAAGCCGAUGCUGCUGAGGUUCUGGGCCCGCAUGCCUCUGGUCCGCGACCUGAGCUUCUACCCGACGACGAGUCACGGCUCGCACAACGAGCCGAUCGGAGGCGGCGAACCUGAGACUGCUCGACUCAACAGCAGGUUCUCCACAGCCCAGCCCAGGCGAGUCAACUACUACAAGGAGAUGUCGUCGCACGACGUCAACAGGCUUCUGGCCCAGCAGCUGGGCCAGCCGGCGAUCGGCGGUUAAACGCUCGAGACCGUUUACAGGAUCGCCCCGCGAAUUAUAACAUAUUGUAUUAAGAAUAAUACUCGGAACAGUACGUGCCAAAUAGUAAGCUUUGCGCCGAGACAGAGAGAGAGAGAGAGAGAGUGAAAGGCAGAAGGGAAGGAUUCAGCGUGUCGGUAGAGAGCUACGAUAGCCGUAGCGACGAUUUUACGCCGAUUGACGAAAGAUCCGCGAAGACGGUAGGUUUUCUAUACACACUCGCCAGCGUAGUACGUUCCACAUCGGGCUAACGUACGAUCGAGAGCCGAGCGGUACACACAUACACACACACACACACACAACACACACGACCUCGCCGUGUUAUACUCUCCCGUUUUUCCCUCAUCAUUUCUUUCUUUCGCUUUUUUCUUUUACACUCGACCUUCAAUGAAGUGGACCGGUUCUCUCUUCUUAUCGAUUCUUCGCGGAGAGUCGCUGGUGUACACGCGCACGCGAACGUGUGUGUCUAUCGUUCAGGAGAGAGAGAGAGAGAGAGAGAGAAAGCGUAGGAAAGUGUCUCGAGCGAGUUGCACAAUGCAUCUGUCUGUGACGCGCGCCAGGGAAUGCGGAUGUCCUUCCGCGCACGUAUAUUACGUUACAUACUUGCGCGAGUCUAACGUAAUAACGUUCGCUGCUAUGCUACGAUUAUACGUUCUUCAGCGCGGAAUCUCUUAUAAUUGUAUAUUAUUUAAAUCUCGUUGUUUUCGCGAGCGAGUCGUGGAUAUUGUUAUGGUAUGUAAAUAUUCGAGUAGAUGUGGCAGUGCUUUUUCCGGGAAGCGGAGACUCGACCGGAAUUUCGAGUGGAAAUUCGUUGGCCGAAGCCUCCUCUCCGAUAUGUAUUUCUUUCUUUCUUGCUAUAUUUAAUCACAGGGAGAGGAAGCGUCGAAAUUCGAUUGUUCGUCUUAUUUUGUUCGAUUUUGAAGGCUUCAAUCUUGAAUAAGAUCGAUUCAAUCGCGAUUAUCACAAGCGCACAACUAUUCGCAUCUCGUAAUACUCACUGGAGGAAAGCUUUUCUACGCGCUUUCUCAACGAUGAUUGAAAAAUUCAGCGAAUUUAUCGAAUCGAUGAGUUUUACCGAGCCCGACGGGGGAGGGGAACACUUUUCCAUGCAUUUUUUAUGCUAAAUACACUUGCUAUGCGAUGAAUCGUCGUCGUUUUUACUAAUCGCAAAAAUAUCCGAUUAAUCAUUGUACGCGCUCUUCCGAAUUUUGUAAAAUAUACACGUAUAGAGAGCAUAAUGUAUUAUCCCAUAACAUUUAACUUUAGGAUAUAUUAUAUAUUGUAAAAGCAAAAAGUCAUAUCGCUGUUGCGUGGUAACAUCGAGAUAUUGUUACUCUUUAAAUAAUUCUAGAAAGUCGAAUCUUCGUAUACGUCGGUGUGUGCGUGUGUAUGUCUGUUGUUUCCUUAUCCAAUUUUUGCAUUAUAAAAGAAUUGUUGUCUAUUAAACGUAUAGAAUUAUUAUUAUUAUUAUUAUACACAAAGGCGAAGUAUAUAAAUAUAUUAUAUAUAUAUAUAUAUAUAUUAUAUUAAUAUUAUAGAUGAAGAAAUACCGACUUGAGAUUAGUCAAAACCGUAUUAUUAAAGAAAAAAUAAUAAUAAUAAUAAAUGACGUCCUCAUCGACGCACUUUUUUACACUCGCAUAAUAAUUGUAAACGAUACUCAUACAUAAUGGAAGGAAAAAUGCGUAUAUCAGAAUAGAAAUGCCGAAUGUAAGUCGAUCCGCUCGCGCGCGUCGAUCGAUCCGUUUUGUUAUAAGCCUAACACACAAACGCAUUUAAAAAAAACUGUUGUUAUACAUAAAAGUAGAGAGAUAGAAGCUGUUUAGUGAAAUCUAAUUAAAAAAUCAAAAUUUUGCGACCUAGGUAUAAAUAUUAUAUAUUCGAGAGAAUUAAGGCGAAGCACUUACACAGGACGAUGUUUGCACGCAUUUCAUGGAAAAUUUUUCAGAUCGAGUCUCCAACGCUAUUAAAUAACGGUACAUCAAGUAUAGCUGUACCUAUAUAUUGUAGGAAAAGUUAAUCGUACGAUAUAAAAAUUAUACGGAAAUCCACGUAUGAGCGUCCGCGAAGCUCUCGUACGAGCUCAAGGCAGAAGCGAACCGAUUACGAUAUAUCCGAGUAUACUUUAUGUUCCGAUGAAAGUUUAAACAUAAAAAUUAUGUAAUAUAAUUUUUGCGUUCGAUAAUCAUGUUUUUAGUUGUAUAGCUGAUGCGUAAGGCUCAAAUUGUACAUACAUAUAUUCUUUGUUAAUUUAAAUUUUUUUUUCGCUGUGUGUCUAUCUAUAAUAAACGAAACACAUAUGAUUUUGACAAGGCGAAUAAUGAAAAUUUAUCUUAUUCUACCGGUAUUCGGUAAUUGGGGACAUUUCGACUUGAGCGCGAGAGACAGGUGAAUAAUAUAUCAGUAUAUAAUGCGCAUACGCACAUGAGCAAGAGGCGAGAUUAUAUUUAAUAUUUGACAUUGCGGCCAGUAAACGUGUACUCUGCAUCUCUUUAUAUUAAUUUUCUUCUCGAUGUGCUGUGUUAUGUCUCAACGUAUGAAUGUCAAUUCGUGUAAAUAUUAAUUAAUUUUAUUAUCUAUAUACCAAUAGGAUGAUGAUGAUGUGAGAGGGCGAUGCAUAAACGCGCAGAUUGUAUAUAUACAGCGUAACGAUAUAAGUGUUAACUCUAUCGUAAAGAUGUAUUAAAUGUAACUGUAUUAAACAUUAUUGUAUUAUUUAUAGCGAAAUAUAUAUUGAUGUAUAUUGCGUAAAAAA